This is a messenger RNA of Cannabis sativa, 1347 nucleotides long. RefSeq lists its product as uncharacterized. NCBI's taxonomy places the organism in Eukaryota, Viridiplantae, Streptophyta, Magnoliopsida, Rosales, Cannabaceae. The record is from RefSeq and is a predicted model, not a curated record. The transcript is spliced from 2 exons. The coding region runs from base 1 to 1347 and encodes 448 amino acids.
AUGAUUCAUGGACCAUGUGGAAAGCUCAAUACAAAGUCUCCAUGUAUGAUGAAAGACAAGUGCACGAAACAUUUUCCAAAAAAAUUCAAUGAUAAAACUACAAUCGACACAGAUGGCUUUCCAAUCUACAAAAGAAGAGAUACAGGUAUUCGUGUUGAGAAAAAGAAUAUCUUAUUAGAUAAUCGUUAUGUUGUCCCUUACCAUAGAAAUCUAAUAGUCAAAUUCGAUGCACAUAUUAAUGUUGAGCUUUGCAAUUACUCAAGAUCCAUAAAAUAUCUUUUUAAGUAUGUCCAUAAAGGGUCUGAUAGAACAACUGCAACAGUGGAAUCAAUCGACAACACCGAAGGGAUAGACGAGAUUAAAACAUAUCUUGAUUGCAGAUAUAUCUCAGCAACUGAAGCUUGCUGGAGAAUCUUCCAAUUCGACAUACAUUAUCGAAAGCCAUCAGUUGAAAGAUUGCCAUUCCAUUUACCUGGAGAGCAUACAGUGAUAUUCGGAGAAGAUAAGUGCCCUGAAAAUGUUCUUGGCACACUUGGAGUAGACAAAACAAAGUUUACUGAAUGGUUAGAGACAAACAAGAAUAACGAGGAUGCUCGGGAGCUAACUUAUUCUGAUUUCCCUACAUGUUGGGUUUGGAAUUCGAAAGAUAAAAUAUGGACAAGAAGAAAACAAGGUAUUGCAAUUGGAAGAAUAUACUUUGCACACCCUUCAACAGGAGAACGCUUCUACAUGAGAAUGAUGCUAAAUUUUGUGAAAGGAUGCACUUCUUACGAAAGUAUCAGAACAGUGAACGGAGUCACAUAUUCUACUUUCAAAGGUGCAUGUUAUGCUCUCGGAUUAUUAGAUGAUGAUAAAGAAUGGAUCGACUGCUUGACUGAAGCUGCACUUUGGGCCACUGGAAAUGAAUUAAGGCAUCUUUUUGUAACAAUCCUCAUUAAUUGUCAGGUUUCUGAUGUCACAAAACUUUGGAAAUCAAACUACACCACAUUGUCAGAAGACAUUACUGCAUUACAAAGGAAAAGAUUCAAGAUGGAGGAUCUUCAGCUAAAUGAUCAACAAGUUGAAGCAUACACAUUGUUUGAAAUUGAAUGUAUCAUGCAAAAAAUGGGAAAAAGUCUGAAAGACAUAGAUGGAAUGCCCCAGCCUACUUCAUCUUUGAUGAGAGAAACAGGUAAUAGAUUGGUCAAUGAAGAAUUGGAUUAUGACACAAAACAAUUGAAAAUCCUCCAUGACAAAUCAUUUUCUCUUCUAAAUCCUUCACAAAAAAUAGCUUAUGAAGCAAUACUGAAUUCUGUAGAGAAUGAACAAGGAAAAUUAUUUUUCAUCAAUUUCAGAUACAAAAAUUGA